GAGACAACCUCCGGCUGCCGGCAGUUGUUGUGUUUAAAGUGGAGAGUUUGGAUGGAGUUUUCUUUAUGGAUAAUGUCACGGCAAGUUUCAAAAUACAAACUUUUUCUAUUCCUGAAACUUGACAGCGGCUGCAGCAGCUAACACAUCUGGAUCCGUCAUGGAGCGGCAGAGAGUUAGCGUGAUUGAAUAUUUUAAUUGUAGAAAAUAACUAUUGAAUACGCUGUCGGGUCGGGUUUUUAAUUUUUUUAUUAUUACAACACAUUGUUGAUCCUCUGAGCUGAGUAAUGGUUGGUGGAGGAUCUGCUGAUCUGGGUCCAUCAGUCGCUGUCAAGAUAUUUUCAGCCGGAGCAGCUGGCUGUGUGGCCGACCUGGUCACCUUCCCUUUGGACACGGCCAAAGUCCGACUGCAGAUUCAGGGUGAAUCCAAGCCCUCAUUGAAAGGCCAGGGGAUGAAAUUCAGAGGUGUGUUCGGCACCAUCUGCACCAUGGUAAAGACUGAGGGCCCCAGGAGUCUGUACAGCGGGCUGGUGGCAGGGCUGCACAGACAGAUGAGCUUUGCCUCCGUCCGCAUCGGCCUGUACGACACCAUGAAGCAGUUCUACACCAGAGGCUCAGAAAAUGCAGGAAUCGGGGCUAGGCUGAUGGCGGGCUGCACCACUGGGGGGAUGGCAGUGACUUUUGCGCAGCCCACUGAUGUGGUGAAGAUCAGGUUCCAGGCUCAGAGCCGCCUGCCUGAGAACGGCUCUGUGAAGAGAUACAGCAGCACCUUCGAUGCCUACAAGACCAUCGCCAGGGACGAGGGCGUUAGAGGGCUCUGGAAAGGUGCUCUGCCAAAUAUAACUCGUAAUGCCAUUGUCAACUGCUCCGAGCUGGUGACGUAUGACAUCAUCAAAGAGCUCAUCCUGAAGUACAACCUGAUGACAGACAACAUGCCGUGUCACUUUGUAGCCGGCUUCUCAGCAGGUUUCUGCACCACCAUUGUAGCGUCUCCAGUGGAUGUGGUGAAAACACGAUUCAUGAAUUCAACGCCUGGGAAGUACAGCGGGGCUAUGAACUGUGCUUUAACCAUGCUGAUGAAAGAGGGGCCCACGGCUUUCUAUAAGGGAUUUGUGCCCUCGUUUCUUCGUCUGGGUUCCUGGAACAUUGUGAUGUUUGUGAGCUUCGAGCAGAUUAAGAGAGGUGUCAUGAGAUUUCAACGGCCCAUGGCGCCGUCACUCUGACCCGUCUGACAGCUUGUUGUUUGUGUGGCAAAGUGACUGUGACAUUGUCUGUAUCAAGCAGCUCCUGCUUAGCAGAGAAAGUGUAAUUAUUACUGCUGGUAGGACCUGCUUUCUCUCAGGGAUUAAACAGCACAAGCGUCUUAUUGAAAAAGAAGAAUUGCAUGGAUGAUCAUUUUGGAUUGGCUUGUUAUUUUAAAUAGAUAUUUUCUAGCAAUGUUACUAAAAAUGUUGAAAGUCAAAAUGUCUGCUGAGAAAAAAGCCUAUUUACAGGGUAAAUGCCGGUGUGGUGUGGAUGCAGGGCCUGUCAGAGUUACAGUGCAUUACUUUGAUUAUAGAACUUUAUAAAAGUGUCUUAAUUGGUGUUUUGAAUAUGAUAUUUGAGUUUUCAUGUGAAGAAAUGUUUUAAUUUUUUUUAGGAAUUAGGGUUUGAAGGAGGGCAUUUUUUGCAAACAUACGUUGAAAUAAGAACACCUUUGUUCUCUUGCAGGGACAUUUGUUUGGGAUCCUCUUAGGUAUUGUCUAAAUACAUUGCUUUAAAUGUCCAAAUAUAUAAAUGUCACAAUCUCAUUAUAUGUCUUUUUUUAUCAGACUUAUACCCCAAAACACAAAAAUAUAUAGUCUGACUCUCAUGUAAGACAAUAAAAGGAACAAAACAUCAGAUUAAGAAGUGGAGCUGGGGAAUAUUUGAUCAUUUAUUUUCUGUCAACUGACUGGUUGAUUAUUCAAGUUAUUGUUUCAGCACUAGAAAUGAUUCAGUUGUUUGGAGUAUUCCGCCAAUGUCAGUUCUAGGUUUUGGAAGGAAAGGAACACUAAAAACCACAAUUACCUAAAAUAUACAUCUAUAUAUAGUUUAUAUACAAGAUAGCAUGAUAUUGGACAGUUAUAAUAUUGUAUCAGUGAAUGAAUCCACAAGUUAAAUACAGUAUGAAUGGGAAAGCAUUUGUUUGAUUGUACAUUUACCUACAGAUUCAAAAUGUACCCACAUUUAUUACACGACAACCCCCCUAAUUGUCACUCCAUACCUGCUCUACUACCGGAUGCUGUUAUGGAUACUCUUCUGUAUAAUCCCCUUUACAAGUGACCAUUCAGGGGGACAAUGCAGAGCUAACGCACCUCUUAACCUAGAGAUAUGAUCAAAGCUGACACUUUACAGACAAGAAUCAGGCUCUUUUUAUCAGCUGUGUUUAAAUUCAGAAUAUGCUUUAAAUGUGUUGUGCCCUAUUUCUUCAGAAUGUAGCCCUAUGUUACCUGUUGUGCACAGUAAUACAAUGUAAUAUCUCUUUUUUAUAUAUACUUCAACAAGGCAGCUUUGUUGUGGCGUUUUAAUUGUUAUCAUUUAAAAUCUGAACUCUAUUUGUUGUUUCGGUGCAGAAAUAACCAGAUUCUCCAUCAAACGAUGCAGAGGCACACAGGUGAAAGAGCCCAAUAGCACAAAACAAUCAGCUGACAGACAAGAAAAUUGCCCAAUUGUAGUCUUGUGGGACAAAAGAGGCUGCUGACAUAGAUGUAACUAAAGUCUGUGGAGUAACAAAAGCCUCUGAACAUGCUCCACCUUGCUAAUCAUCUCCUGUAGUGCCAGCAAGGUUUCUCCACGGUUGAAUUAGCAUGGCAAGCUAAGCUGGCCCAUAUGGCACUCUGGCUAACCCUCACAGCAAUAACGCAAGUUGAUAGGGAUCCUACAAAGAUAUGCAACUAGUGAUGCGUUCUACAAUAGGACCUUUUGCCUUAUGAAGAGACUGCAGGUUAAUGUCAGGAUGAAUGAAGUUUUGCUAAUGCUCCUUUGCUGACCUUGGCAGGAGUCUCUGCACACAGACCAUCAGAGAUAUCGAGUGUCGGUGAGCAGUUCAAGUUCACUGAACAAACAGUGGGCAACAUUUUUCUAACUCAAGGAAACACAAGAAUGUUCUACCCUUUGUUAAACACAUGUUCCUUUUUGUGCAAUCAACUGUUUAAAACGACUGUUGUUGUCAUCCUGCUGAACCGGUUUGGUUGAUUUUAGAUAAUGCUUUUCCCUUUACUACCUCCUACAGAUAAAAGUGCCACACUGUUACAGUAAUAGAACAGAUUUAAAUUGUGCUUUUAUUUAAUUCAAAUUGUGUUAGCUUCAAUGUCUCUGUCUCUGUGUUGGAAGACUUCAUGAUUGUCAAAGCAACCUACAAAUGAUAAAUACGUGACGAAAUUAAAUCAGACUUCUCCGUCCA
Molecule: messenger RNA, 3421 nt
Organism: Eleginops maclovinus (Patagonian blennie)
Lineage: Eukaryota; Metazoa; Chordata; Actinopteri; Perciformes; Eleginopidae
Product: mitochondrial uncoupling protein 2-like
Exons: 6
Coding region: 285-1220 (311 amino acids)
Biological process (GO): response to cold; adaptive thermogenesis; mitochondrial transmembrane transport
Molecular function (GO): oxidative phosphorylation uncoupler activity
Source: RefSeq, a predicted model, not a curated record